Ceutorhynchus assimilis (cabbage seed weevil) is the source of this 778-nucleotide messenger RNA. NCBI's taxonomy places the organism in Eukaryota, Metazoa, Arthropoda, Insecta, Coleoptera, Curculionidae. The record is from the annotation of a GenBank genome assembly.
AAAAAAUCAAAUUGGCAACACUGUUUUUCAAGCAUGGCGCAUAUCGUACGUCACUUGCCAUUGUAGAAUGUAGUUCCUUUCCAGUCAAAAACCAAAAUGGGUAUCAGUCGUGAUCAUUGGCAUAAAAGACGUGCCACCGGUGGCAAAAGGAAGCCCCUGCGUAAGAAGAGGAAGUUCGAAUUAGGACGUCCAGCUGCCAAUACGAAAUUGGGAGCCCGCAGAAUCCAUUAUGUCCGUACCAGAGGGGGCAACAUCAAGUACCGUGCCCUCAGAAUUGACACUGGCAAUUUCGCUUGGGCUAGCGAAGGUACUGCCAGGAAAACUCGUAUUAUCGACGUUGUAUACAAUGCUAGCAACAAUGAAUUGGUUCGUACCAAGACUUUGGUGAAAAAUGCUAUUGUUGUUGUUGACGCCACUCCGUUCAGGCAAUGGUAUGAGACGCACUAUAUUUUGCCUUUGGGUAGAAAGAAGGGAGCUAAACUGACAGCAGAAGAAGAGGCAAUUUUGACAAAAAAGAGGAGCAAAAAAGUCCAAAAGAAAUACGAAAACAGACAGAAAAUCGCCAAGGUUGAACCUGCGAUAGAAGAACAAUUUCAGACUGGUAGAUUGUUGGCUUGUCUAGCCUCAAGACCAGGACAGUGCGGUCGAGCCGACGGUUACAUCUUGGAAGGCAAAGAAUUAGAAUUCUAUAUGAGAAAAAUUAAGUCUAAGAAAGCAAAAUGAGCGGGUGAUUAAUUAUACAAAUAUAUUUGUUUGUAUCUUAAGAAAAUUGUUGUUU